AUGUCUGAAUACAUUGGUCUGCGAUUGAUUCGAUUCGCUCUUAACGACGCUGUUAGCUAUGUCGGUACCCUUCACGAAAUAAAUUCCGAAAAUAGCACAGUUGCUCUAGAGCAAGUGAAAUCGUAUGGCACCGAAGGACGCUCAGAAGAGGAAGUACCACCUUCCGAUAACGUUUACGAAUAUAUUGUCUUCCGCGGGAGCGACGUGAAAGAUUUGAGAAUCGAGAAAGAACCAGAAAAAAAGACACAGGCGCCUCAGGUGCCUGAUGAUCCUGCAAUUUUAGGAAAUGCCCGACCUGUGGGCGUCCCAUCAGCCCCCUCUCAACCCGAGCAACAGAUGCCGCAACACCCCCAGUAUGGACCUCCACAAGGUAGAGGUCAAGCUCCCCGAUAUCCUCAACAGUUGCCAUAUCCUUAUGGAGGCUACGGACUUCCGCCGAGUCAACGUUUUGGGCCUGGGCCUGGAUCUGGAUCUGCACCAGGACCAGGACCGGGACCAGGACCUUAUGGAGCUCCUCAAAAUUACCCUCCCCCGGGCUAUUCUGCAAUGCAAUAUGGGCCACCACCUGGAUGGUACCCUCCCCACGGACAAGGCUUCCCUCAGGGUCCAUCUGGGCAGAUGAUGCCACCGCACCUGCAACAACAUUUCCCAGGUCAGCCUCCUCCGCAGCACGGUCCAGCUUCGAAGCCUGCAACGCCAGGUAGAGAGGCACUUAAUGAUGCUCCGCAACCUCCACAGCCGCCGGCAGCAAUUGAAAAGCCAGCCGCAGCUGUGAAACUCCCAAGUCGAUCUCCAGCAAAUUCCCAAAUUGUGCCUCCCCCUCCCACUGAGUCAAAGCCAGAUGUUGCAGCUGCCCUCGCUCCGCCAAGUCAAUCUUCAGUACCAGAACCGGUAGCCCCUAAAUCGACUCCCGGUACACAGAAAAGUGGUCGCAUACAACCAGCAAUACCCAUGAAGAGCCCAAUUCCGAAAGCAAAAGCAGCCAUGAAUGGUACACCAUCGACACACACCGGGGCAGGUACUGCUGCUGAUUCGGCUCCGAUAUCUCUUAAAGCGCCAAGCAAUGCUCUGGGGCCUACACCUGGGAAAGCGAAUGAUAUGCCAACUGCUCCGCCAUCGAGGAAGGUCGUUGAAGAUGCCAACCGGGACGCAAGAGCGGCAGUAGCCGCAGCCAUGGCUAAGCUAGGUCCUGGGACAGGCCAGCAGAAGAAGCAAAGUGGUGAGGAGAGUGCUAUGGAUAACUUGACAAAGAAAGUAAACGAGAUGCGGACGAAUGAGAAUGCCAGAGUAUCGAGGCAACCUGGAACGGGUGGUUACGCAGCCGGCAAUCGUGGGGGGAGGGGUGGAUAUCGUGGUGGGCGACCCCGAACGGAGUCCCAGACGAAGAAAAUUGAAAUGCCGAAGACAGACUACGACUUUGAAUCAGCCAAUGCAAAGUUUAACAAGCAAGACCUUGUAAAGGAGGCCAUAGCUAGCGGCGAGCCUGUUGGUAGCCCAGUCGAUGGCACACCAAGCGAGUCAGUCAAUGGUACACAGGCUGAAAGCGAAACGAGUUUGAAUCAGUCUUCGAACGCAGGCUACAAUAGGGCAUCCUCAUUCUUUGAUAACAUCUCGAGCGAGGCAAAAGAUCGAGAGGACGGUGGUAGCAAGAGGCCCGGUGGACGAGAGUUCAGGACUGAGGAGCAAAAGAAGAACAUGGAGACAUUUGGACAAGGCAGCGUUGAUAGCUAUCGUGGUGGCUUUCGAGGUCGUGGUCGCGGGAGAGGCUUCCGUGGUGGAAGAGGUGGUUUUGGCCGCGGUCGUGGAGCGAGAGGACGCGGUGGUGGUGCCGUAGCCGCUGAAGGAUAA
Messenger RNA from Bacidia gigantensis, 1848 nucleotides. RefSeq lists its product as uncharacterized. Lineage: Eukaryota; Fungi; Ascomycota; Lecanoromycetes; Lecanorales; Ramalinaceae. The record is from RefSeq and is a predicted model, not a curated record. The transcript is spliced from 3 exons. Gene Ontology annotation, biological process: P-body assembly; cytoplasmic stress granule assembly. Gene Ontology annotation, cellular component: P-body. Gene Ontology annotation, molecular function: mRNA binding. The coding region runs from base 1 to 1848 and encodes 615 amino acids.